Messenger RNA from Prosopis cineraria, 672 nucleotides. Its product is annotated as calcium-binding protein KRP1-like. The record is from RefSeq and is a predicted model, not a curated record. The transcript has a single exon. NCBI's taxonomy places the organism in Eukaryota, Viridiplantae, Streptophyta, Magnoliopsida, Fabales, Fabaceae. Gene Ontology annotation, molecular function: calcium ion binding. Bases 170 to 523 code for a protein of 117 amino acids.
UUCCUUGAAAGUUGAAACCCUUCCUGAGACGUUAAUUAGACCCCUCUUUCCCAUGCCUUGUUCUAUUUAUAUAUCACUCACCACCUUCCGGCCUUCACCCGCAAAUUGACCAACACAAAAUCUCUCUACACAUUAUUCCUAUAACAACACCUUCCAGAGAGAGUCGUCCAUGGCGGGGAAGAUUGGGUUUGAAGACUUGCUGCCUGUGAUGGCAAAUAAGCUUGGAGGAGAAGGUCUGAUAAAGGAGCUGUGUAAUGGGUUUGAGUUGCUGAUGGACAAAGACAGAGGAGUGAUCACUCUGGACAGCUUGAGGAGAAACUCUGCUCUUCUGGGUCUUCAGGACUUGAAGGAGGAUGAGCUAUUGAGCAUGAUGAAGGAAGGCGAUCUCGACGGCGACGGUGCUCUGUCUCAGAUGGAGUUCUGCGUCCUCAUGUUCAGAUUAAGCCCUGAUUUGAUGAAUCACUCUUGGGUUUGGCUCCAACAGGCUCUCCAAGAUGAACUCGAUCACUUCUCUUCCAAAUGAUUCUUCAAUAUUCAUUGUUUCUCUUGUUUCCUAGUUUCAUUUUCCUUCUUGUCAGAGCUUUAUCUGAUCAUUGUGAAUCAUGAUAUAUGAAAAUAUGCUCUACACUCCGAUCUUCAGCUUCAAUAACUAUUCAUGUUUGUUCUGAAUUA